This is a messenger RNA of Helicoverpa armigera (cotton bollworm), 2583 nucleotides long. Its product is annotated as cGMP-dependent protein kinase, isozyme 1. Lineage: Eukaryota; Metazoa; Arthropoda; Insecta; Lepidoptera; Noctuidae. Gene Ontology annotation, biological process: protein phosphorylation. The transcript has 11 exons. The coding region runs from base 143 to 2386 and encodes 747 amino acids. The record is from RefSeq and is a predicted model, not a curated record. Gene Ontology annotation, molecular function: ATP binding; cGMP-dependent protein kinase activity.
AUUAUCUGGUAAGAGCGAUAAGGGCUGCGGUUGCGUCGUUGAAGCAGUAUAGAAACGGCGCGGACGCUCCACACCGGCUUGCAUCUCGUGCUAUGUAACGCUCUGUCAGUGCAAUUCCUUUAUAAAAUACUGGUUAUCUAAAAUGGUGUUGUGUCCACCGUUCAGAUGGGCUUCUCGAGCGAGAUACAAGUUUACCGUUCCUGCCGAGAUAGAUCCCGAACAGCCCCGUCCAACAAUAUACAUAAUACCCGAUGUUCUCACUGACACAUUCCACUCCAGUAGCAAUGGGGAAUUACCGAAUGGAACUGAACAUGAGCAAGUUAAUCCCACAAGCAGUAAUGGUAGCAACUAUAAUGGAGUUCCAAUGGAUGUGGAUCGAGAUGACAAGAAGACAAGUCACAUGAGCGUUCAGAGUCGAAAUACGAGAUAUAGUAAAGAUUCUGAUGUAGAUUUUAAUUUCGAUGGGCGAAUUAGCAGCGCUGCACGUGCAACUAUUUCAGAGAUAGUGCAGGCGAAUCCUCGCAACCGGCGCGGGCGACGCAAGAGCGGCGUGAUCGCGCCACACGUACCGCACGAUGCCUCGCGCCUCACCGACCUGCAGUAUGACAAAUACGAAAAGGAUGAAAAGUCAGCAGAACAAAUACGUAAGGCUGUUAUGGCGAAUGACUUCCUAAGGAACCUAAUGGAUGAUGAACGACUUGCAGCGGUUGUGGAGGCAAUGAGUCGGCAAGAGUUCCCCGCGGGUAGCCUCAUCAUCAGGGAAGGGGAGAGUGGCAGCCAUCUAUUUGUUUCAGCAAAUGGACGAUUUGAAGUUCUCAAAGGUGGCCAGGUUGUGAAAACCUUCGGACAUGGAGAGGCAUUUGGUGAACUCGCUAUUCUUUACAAAGCUAAACGUUUUGCCUCAAUACGAUGUAUAACUGAGGCCACGGUGUGGAUGUUAGAGCGUCGUGUUUUCCAAAAGAUCAUGGUACGCAGUGGCCGGCAGGAGCAAGAGGACAACAUGCGCUUCCUGGCUUCCGUACCGCUACUCCAAGGCAUUCAUCCUAUAGAACUGGCAAAGAUCUCCGAAUUCCUUAAAAGGGAAUUCUUUUCUGCGGGAACUCCUGUGGUGCGGCAAGGAGACCGAGGUGAUAAAUUCUACAUUAUUCGCGGCGGCACGGUGACGAUCACGAAGCGGGAGGGGGAGAGCGGGGACCAGGUGGUCGGGCGACUCCGCCGUGGACAGUACUUUGGUGAGCAAGCGCUGCUGCAUGAGGACCGCAGACUCGCGACCGUCACCGCAGAGCCGCCCGGCGUCGAAUGUCUCACUCUAGAACGAGGACCAUUCUCAGAGCUGCUCGGCAACUUGGAUGAAUUAAAGGAAAUUCGGCACGUAGCACCGCGACCAUCUCAACAAAAGAAAACCUCACAAGUUAAAAGCGAAUACGAGUUCGUUGAACUGAAGGACCUGCACAUAGUGGGCACGAUGGGUGUGGGUGGGUUCGGGCGGGUUGAGCUGGUGCAAUACGUGCCCAACAAGUCGCUCACGUUCGCUCUCAAGUGUCUCAAGAAGAUAGACAUGGUGCAGCAACAGCAGCAGGAACACGCCUACAAUGAGAAGCACAUCAUGAUGUCAUGCAACAGCCCGUUCAUUUGCAGACUUUAUCGGACAUUUAAAGACAAUAAAUAUAUUUACUUCCUGAUGGAGCCGGUGCUGGGCGGCGACGUGUGGACUAUUCUGCAGAAACAACGCUACUUCCCUGAGAACAUGGCUCGCUUCAUGAUAGCUUGCGUCAUCGAAGCAUUCCAAUAUCUACAUUCCAAAGAUAUUAUCUACAGAGAUCUCAAGCCUGAAAAUUUAAUGCUUGAUAAACAAGGAUACAUUAAAUUGGUUGACUUCGGAUUUGCUAAACGAAUUUCACCAAAUAGCAAAACAUGGACUUUUGCUGGUACGCCUGAAUACGUAGCUCCAGAAAUAGUGCUUAAUAAGGGUCACGACCGAGCUGUGGACUGCUGGGCUUUAGGGGUACUAAUCCACGAGCUGCUGGUGGGCAAGCCUCCGUUCCGCGCGCCCGGCGGAGACCACAUGAAGACAUACACGUUGAUCCUGCGCGGUAUAGACGCGGUGGCCUUCCAUCCGAGGGUCGCCAAGUCUGCACAGAUGCUCAUUCGGAAACUGUGUCGAGCCGUGCCCGCUGAAAGACUGGGAUACCUCAAAAAUGGAAUCGCUGACAUUAAAAGUCAUAAAUGGUUCUUGGGUUUUGACUGGGAAGGACUCUUGGAAAGACGAUUGAAGGCUCCGUUGAUACAGCCUGUGGCUAACGAUCUGGACCUCGGCAACUUUGAGAAAUACCCCAAAGACAAGCUACCGCCCGACGAAACCUCUGGUUGGGAUUUAGACUUCUGAACAAAUUAUACAACGAGUGUUAUUGUUACUACUUUAAGUGUGUGCCAACAUGAUUUUAUUUUUGAUAGUCUUCCAAACAUUACACCAUAGUAUUAUUUACUUGUACAUUAAGUAAGUUAGCAGUGCAUGUUAGGAAUAGAUCAUACGUGUUUGUUUUUUAUACUGGAUUUUUACAUUAUAUCUCUUUUAUAAAUUUU